Messenger RNA from Limulus polyphemus (Atlantic horseshoe crab), 990 nucleotides. RefSeq lists its product as uncharacterized. NCBI's taxonomy places the organism in Eukaryota, Metazoa, Arthropoda, Merostomata, Xiphosura, Limulidae. The transcript has a single exon. The record is from RefSeq and is a predicted model, not a curated record. The coding region runs from base 1 to 990 and encodes 329 amino acids.
AUGACUCCUGUUGUUAAGCACCUUCCACGUUACAUCAUGACACCUGUUGUUAAGUACCUUCCAAGAUACAUCAUGACACCUGUUGUUAAGUACCUUCCAAGAUACAUCACGACACCUGUUUUUAAGUACCUUCCAAGAUACAUUAUGACACCUGUUUUUAAGUAUCUUCCAAGAUACAUUAUGAUACCUGUUGUUAAGUACCUUCCAAGAUACAUCACGACACCUGUUGUUAAGUACCUUCUACGUUACAUCACGACACCUGUUGUUAAGUACCUUCUACGUUACAUCACGACACCUGUUGUUAAGUACCUUCUACGUUACAUCAUGACACCUGUUUUUAAGUACCUUCUACAUUACAUCAUGACACCUGUUGUUAAGUACCUUCCAAGAUACAUCAUGACACCUGUUGUUAAGUACUUUCCAAGAUACAUCAGGACACCUGUUUUUAAGUACCUCCCAAGAUACAUCAGGACACCUGUUUUUAAGUACCUUCUAUGUUACAUCAUGACACCUGUUGUUAAGUACCUCCUAAGAUACAUCAUAACACCUGUUAUUAAGUACCUUCUACGUUACAUCAUGACACCUGUUAUUAAGUACCUUCCAAUAUACAUCAUGACACCUGUUGUUAAGUACCUCCCAAGAUACAUCAUAACACCUGUUUUUAAGUACCUUUCAAUAUACAUCAUGACUCCUGUUGUUAAGCACCUUCCAAGAUACAUCAUGAUACCUGUUGUUAAGUACCUUCUACGUUACAUCAUGACACCUGUUAUUAAGUACCUUCCAAUAUACAUCAUGACACCUGUUGUUAAGUACCUCCCAAGAUACAUCAUAACACCUGUUUUUAAGUACCUUCUACGUUACAUCAUGACACCUGUUAUUAAGUACCUUCCAAUAUACAUCAUGACACCUGUUGUUAAGUACCUCCCAAGAUACAUCAGGACACCUGUUGUUAAGUACCUUCCAAGAUACAUCAUAAACACCUGUUAUUAA